Molecule: messenger RNA, 1516 nt
Organism: Chenopodium quinoa (quinoa)
Lineage: Eukaryota; Viridiplantae; Streptophyta; Magnoliopsida; Caryophyllales; Amaranthaceae
Exons: 1
Coding region: 136-816 (226 amino acids)
Source: RefSeq, a predicted model, not a curated record
AAAAAAAAAUAGUGGAAUGAUUCAUGAUCUCUACCCAUGCAUGACUGUGACUUGGAAAGUGGCAUGUAUCUUGGAACCUUUUCUUUACCACAGCAAGCACCAUGAUGUUGAUAGCUUAACUAUUGAAUUAUAUAUAUGUGUUCAUGUGUAACUAUGUUUAUGGAGAGUAAAGAAACAAAAAUGGCAAUUGUAGUAGAUGAUUCAAUCAAGAAACCAGCAAUCCCAUUCAACUGGGAAAUCCGACCCGGAGUUUCCAAGUUCCAACCACAUCAAAGCCCCGAACCACCAUCAUUGUUAUUAUCAUCGUCAUCAUCUAGACUCGUCUCCUCUUCUUCUUCACCAUCACAGGAACUCCAAACAGGAAGUGUUCAGUCCGUGAGCCUUUCUUCCAAUAGCAAGAAAUUCCCUUCAUCUUCUUUGACCCGACUUGAGUUGGUUUCGAGUCAGAAUCGUUGCCUCCCCAUUAAGUCGUGGUUAAGGUGGAGAUGGGAAAAGAAAACCAAGGUGGCUAAACCCAAGUUGAAGUUGAAGUUGGAGUUGGACCCUGAAUGUGUUAAGGAUUACGCAUUCUACUUGGAGAAGUUGGCCCGGUGGUCUACAAUGCCAUCUUCUCGAAGGCUAUCUUCUUCCUCUUUCUCAUCGCGCCUGCAGAGAUCAUCUUCUCAAUCCACUUCUAGAGAUGUUGAUGAAGUGGCUCCAUCUAGGCUCUUCCGCAACUUGGUUGGGUUUUUAAGAAGGCAAAAAAUGAUAGGAAUGGAGGGGAAUGGAAGAGAAAACAAAGAUGUUAACAUUUCUAUUUAUGUGGUUAAAAGUUAAAACCUAGGAAGGUAAGGGAAUUCACCCUCUUUCUUGUUGUUAUAUGGUUGACUAAAAGAAAGCAAAAAAAAAUAACUCUUGUGCAAUACAACUUAUACAAGUAAUACAGGAUUGUUCUUCAUGAUCAGAAACUAUGGAGUCAUGCUCAUGAUUUUAUGUAACACUUUAUGUCUCGUCACAUAAAACCGUCUUAUAUUAGAAUUUGUCAAGUGACGAAGGCUAACAAAGCUAAAAAAAAUUAGUAGCAGCUUCCUUGAUCAGCCAUUCAUGCUUUGCGACAGAUUCAAACAAUAUAACUAAUCAUGCAAAUAUGCAAUAAAGAAAUCAAAUUGCAUUCAUUUGCUCACAUUGAUUUACACAUUAGGUACUUCAUCCAGCCAAUCAAGAAUCUUAAGAACAGUCGGACUUCAGAGUUGAGGAUUAUAUUGAUCAUUAUAUACUCUGUAUUUGUGUUGCAUAGCUGUACACGUACCUCGGUAAGCAACAAUGUCAAAUACAGCUUCACCCAAAAACUCCCUCUCGAAGCAAGAAGGUAAACGAGAAAAGAAAAGGCAAGGUUCACAUUAGAAUCGAAACCAUGACCUUUGUACUUUUGCUUGACGUGAGAUGCCUUACACAGAGCAAGAUUUACCAGCCAGCCUAAAGUUUUCUUUUUUUUCAAAACAUUACCUAAAAAGAUAAAAGUGUUCACAACUACUAC